UGUGACCGAACCUUACCCAACUCGAGCCGAAAAUUUAAACGUCCACCGAAAAAACUGACCUGGUGAAAAAAAAAAUCAUGGGACCUCCACUGAAUUCACAUAUGAUUUUAAAGGGUAUUUAAAUACCUUAGCCAUGACCAAGUUCAUAACAGUUAGCAGUCACCAAUGGUUACCACAUUGCUUGCACUUUUCUUUUUGUUCAUAGUCUUAUGUUUCUUCCUCCAAACCCAUAGGAAAAAACUAGCAACCAGUAACAAUCUCCCACCUGGAAGCUUCGGGUGGCCGUUUUUAGGUGAAACACUAGAGUUCAUUCGCUCACAAACCGAUGGAACCCCGGAGAGAUUUGUGAGGGAGAGAGUGGAGAGAUAUGGCAGUCCUUUGGUUUUCAAAACAUCGUUGCUCGGCCACCCUACGGCUAUCUUCUCCGGGCCUGAGGGGAACAAGUUUUUGUUUGGAAACGAGAACAAACUUGUGGCGAUGUGGUUGCCCGAAGCAGUUGGGAGGCUGUUUGGUAAUAGAUGCUUAAAUACAACCCGCGGAGAUGAAGCGAAGUGGUUGAGGAAGACGAUGCUGCCGUGUUUAGGUCCUGAUGCUUUAUCGAACCGGUACUGUAUCGCCAUGGAUGAAGUAACUCGUCUCCAUAUCCAAAGUCAAUGGGAAGGUAGGAGUGAGGUGACAGUUUUCGACACAGUGAAACCAUACUUAUUUGAGCUCGCGUGCCGUCUGUUUCUAAACCUUGAUGAUCCGAGACGUGUCACAGAACUUGGAUCGUUAUUCAACACGUUCCUAAAAGGGCUUGGCUCGCUGCCUAUAGAUAUCCCAGGGACACAGUUUUACCGGGGUAAAAGAGCAGCAAUUGCGAUUAAAAAACAACUAAUCAUGAUCAUCAACCAAAGGAAACUGACCCUAAAACAAGAAAAUGCAUCAUCUUUUGAGGACCUUUUGUCGCAUUUGCUUCUAAAUUCAGAUGAAAAUGGUCAGUUUUUAUCCGAAAUGGAGAUUGCAAAUAACAUAUUAUUGCUACUCUUUGCCGGGCAUGACACUUCUGCCGUCUCCAUAACGUUACUCAUGAAGUGUCUUGGAGAGCACCCCGACGUUUACAAAAACGUGUUGAAAGAGCAAUUGGGCAUUUUGGAGGGAAAAGCGCCCGGUGAAGUUCUAAACUGGGAGGACAUACAGAAGAUGAGAUACUCAUGGAAUGUAGUAUGCGAAGUACUCAGAUUAAAUCCACCUGUGAUUGGAUCUUUUCGGGAGGCCCUAGUGGAUUUCGAGUACGCAGGUUACACAAUCCCCAAAGGAUGGAAGAUAAUGUGGAGUGCACCCACGACACAAAAGGAAGAAGAUAACUUCCCAAACGUUACCAAAUUCGAUCCUUCAAGAUUUGAAGGAACGGGACCCACACCGUUCACCUAUAUUCCGUUUGGAGGCGGUCCUAGGAUGUGUUUAGGGAAAGAAGUAGCCCGUGUGCAAAUACUUGUGUUCCUACACAACAUUGUGACCAAGUUUAAGUGGGACCUACUAAUUCCCGACGAGAAAAUAGAGUACGUUCCUUUGGCUACCCCGGUAAAAGGACUCCCAAUUCGACUCCAUCCUCAUCAAGUUUGAAGAUUUUAUAUCAAGUAUGUAUCUGUUUGGUUAUGUAUCAAUGCUAAACAAUAAUUAACUAUUAUUUAUACUUGUUUAACUUCUGCAUAGUUGAGCAAAAAACAAAAAACAAUGUAUUCUAUAAACAAAAAACCUGUGGGCGUUUGAUUCGGGUGAGUCCACAGUUACACAGGUUGAUUUUAUUUCUUGUUGAAUCCAAACAAUGAUUUAAUGGCAUUUAAAGCGUUCUCGUUGAUAAAUGACUCGUCAUAUUGUUUAAUCAGGGGAUCAAACUCCUCAGAUUUCCUUAAAUUCUCUAGAUCAGGGUCAGUACG
Molecule: messenger RNA, 1919 nt
Organism: Helianthus annuus (common sunflower)
Lineage: Eukaryota; Viridiplantae; Streptophyta; Magnoliopsida; Asterales; Asteraceae
Product: beta-amyrin 28-monooxygenase-like
Exons: 4
Coding region: 166-1605 (479 amino acids)
Biological process (GO): sterol metabolic process
Molecular function (GO): heme binding; monooxygenase activity; iron ion binding
Source: RefSeq, a predicted model, not a curated record